ACUCUAGAUGAAUAUUUUGAAUAUGAUGCAGAGGAGUUCUUGGUCUCUUUGGCCUUGCUAAUAACAGAAGGACGAACACCUGAAUGUUCUGUAAAGGGUCGAACGGAAAGUUUCCAUUGCCCUCCAGCACAGUCUUGUUACCCAGUAACUACCAAACAUGAAUGUAAUGACAAGCUGGCCCAGUGUCGCCAAGCCAGACGAACCAGGUCUGAGGUCACGUUGUUGUGGAAGAAUAACCUUCCAAUCAUGGUGGAAGUAAUGCUACUACCAGACUGCUGCUACAGUGAUGAUGGGCCCACCACAGAAGGAAUUGAUCUAGAUGAUCCUGCAAUUAAGCAAGAUGCAUUAUUAUUAGAAAGAUGGAUCUUGGAGCCAGUUCCUCGACAGAGUGGCGAUCGAUUUAUUGCGGAGAAGACUCUUCUGUUGGCUGUCCGCUCAUUUGUGUUUUUUUCUCAGUUAAGUGCUUGGCUAAGUGUUUCUCAUGGUGCUAUUCCACGAAAUAUUCUUUACAGAAUCAGUGCUGCUGAUGUAGACUUACAGUGGAAUUUUUCACAGACUCCAAUUGAACAUGUGUUUCCUGUUCCCAAUGUUUCUCACAAUGUGGCCUUGAAAGUCAGUGUUCAGUCCUUGCCCAGACAAUCUAAUUACCCAGUUUUGACUUGUAGUAUUCACACUAAUAUUGGCCUUUAUGAGAAAAGAAUUCAAGAACAUGAACUUAAAACUCAUCAGCACUGCAGUCCUAACGAAGCAGAACAAUGUAGUACAAACAGUUCACAGCGUCUGUGUAGCAAACAAACUUGGACCACAGCACCAGAAAGCUUAUUACAAGCAAAGCAUGGCACAACUCCAGAAUAUAGUGCAGCAGUCAAAAAUGUCAGACUAUUUCCAGGCACUGGCAGUAGAUCUGACUAUGGGACAUCUCAAGCCAAUACUCUGGGCUUCGGUGGUACAGGAGAUACAAAAUCACAUGAAACAUCAAUGAGAACUUUAAAAUCACUUUCAAUGAUUGAUUCCAGUUUCUCUAGCCGCCAGAGUUCCUGGCAGUCAGUUGGUGAGACUAAUCCUUUAAUAGGCUCCUUAAUUCAGGAACGACAAGAAGUUAUUGCAAGAAUUGCUCAGCAUUUGAUUCAUUGUGAUCCAAGCACUUCACAUGUUUCAGGACAUCCAUUUAAUACUCAGGACUCUAGUUCACUUACUUCAAAACUUUUCCGGGUUUCGCAAGAAAAUGAAAAUGUAAGAAAAUGUAAAGAAGCAUCCUCCAUUUCUUUUGGCAGUCCAGAGUUUACCUCGUCAGAAGACAUCAAUGAGGGGAAAAUUCGAGUAAAACCAGAAACUCCUCGAAGUGAAACUUGUGUUUCUAAUGGUCUUUAUUCUCGGCAGACUGUUGGAGAGACUAAUCCUUUGAUAGGCUCUUUACUUCAGGAGCGGCAAGAUGUUAUUGCAAGGAUUGCCCAGCACUUGGAGCACAUCGAUCCAAUGGCAUCGCAUAUUCCCCGGCAGUCAUUCAACUUGAGGGACUCCAGUUCAGUUCCUUCUAAAGUGUUCAGGAGUUCAUAUGAAGACAAAAAUUUGUUGAAGAGAAAUAAGGAUGAUGCCUCUUUUUCCAGUUCUCAUGCAAAAUUUUCCUUGUUAGGAGACAGCAGUAAUGGGAAAAACUUAAUACCUAAUAAAUCUUUUAGUUCUUUUAAAUGCAAUAGUGAAGAAACGGCUUCUUUGAAACCUCAAAUAAGAAAUCAGUGUCAGAACAAUCCUACUGAAAUCAUCCAAGGUACUUAUCAAGAGACACAGAACAAAGCUACUAGUUUAUUGACUUCCUCAACUAUGUCUCAUUACAAAGAAAAUAACUUAGAUUUGACAAGCAGAUUUAAGGAGCAAGAAAUUAGCAAUGGAAUUGAUAAACAAUAUUCAAAUUGCAAUAGUAUUGACAAACAGAUUUGCACAAAAAAGAAUAGGGAAAAAAUAAUAAAAAAUGAGAACUAUAAUCCAGAAUCUAUUGACAAUCUCCAAUUUGAUAAUUCAAAAAGAAUUGACUCAAAAGUAAAAGUUACUAUGUUGGAAAUGUCUGAAUAUUUGAACAAAUAUGAAAAUAAGUGCUCAAAUAAAGACUCAAAAACAUCUAAGACAUUUGAGCAAAAUACUCAACUUAAUAGCAUAAAAAAUUAUCUCAAUAAAGAUAAUGAAGGUUUCAAAUGCAAAAAGUUAGACCAAUUAAAAAGUGAACAGGAAAAGAAAGAAGAUGCAAUUGAUGAAAAAUCACAAAACUGUUCUCAGAGAAAGAGUAUAAAAGAUUGUUUGCCUGCAUGUGAAGGACCAAAAAAUACAGAGGCAUUGAGGACUACACUGAAACAUUCAAAUGUCUGGCAAAAACAUAAUUUUCAUUCCUUGGAUGGAACCUCAACCAGAGCCUUUCAUCCUCAAACUGGAUUGCCUCUUCUUUCAAGUCCUGUUCCUCAAAGAAAAAUGCAAUCAGGUUGCUUUGAUCUGGAUUCUUCACUACUGCAUCUGAAAAGCUUAUCAUCUAGAAGUUCUCGACCAUGUUUAAACAUUGAAGAUGAUCCAGAAAUUCAUGAGAAACCAUUUUUGAGUUCUAGUGCUCCACCUAUAACAAGUCUUAGUCUCCUAGGAAAUUUUGAGGAAUCUGUCUUGAACUAUCGUUUAGAUCCUCUCGGCAUUGUUGAUGGUUUUACUGCCGAGGUAGGGGCAAGUGGUGUUUUCUGCCCCACACAUUUGACUCUUCCAGUUGAAGUGUCAUUCUACAGUGUUUCAGAUGAUAAUGCUCCCUCUCCUUACAUGGGUGUGAUUACUUUAGAGUCCCUUGGUAAAAGGGGAUAUCGAGUACCUCCUUCAGGAACAAUUCAAGUGACCUUAUUUAAUCCUAAUAAGACUGUGGUGAAGAUGUUUGUUGUGAUAUAUGACCUACGAGAUAUGCCAGCCAAUCAUCAGACAUUCCUACGACAAAGAACUUUUUCUGUACCUGUUAAACAAGAAAUGAAGAGAAGUGUUAAUAAAGAGAAUAUCCGAAAUACGGAAGAACGGUUAUUACGCUACCUCAUUCAUCUGAGGUUCCAGAGUUCUAAAUCUGGAAAGAUCUACCUCCAUAGAGAUGUACGGCUCCUGUUCUCUAGAAAGUCAAUGGAGGUUGAUAGCGGUGCUGCAUAUGAACUCAAAUCUUACACUGAAUCACCAACAAACCCUCAGUUUUCACCAAGAUGUUGAUAAGGAAUGACAAUUUAAAGUAUUGUCUCACUAUCCAAGUUUGAAAGUAAAAAUUAGCAUAGAAUGGAGUGUACCAAAUUAACAGUCAGGAGAGUGGAUCCUCUCCUGUUAUCCUGGACCAGUUUUCAUUAAAGUAUUCCUGAAAUGAGAUCCACAUAUUCCAAGUAGACUGGAAAUACUUAUGUCCUAAUCUUUUUUUGUACUGUCGAAACCACUUCAUUGGACAUGUUGCAAUAGCAAAACCCCCAGUUAGAUUAGUGUUUACACAUUUUAUUUCUCAGUUAUUUAAUAUUUAAUGUUUUCCUUAAUACUCAAGUGAUGUUUGUCUCUAGUGUUCUAAUUUGUAGCACAAAUUCUAUGUAAAAUCAUACUAUGUAUUUUUGACAUUAAUGUUGAAAUCUGAAAUAUAUGCACAAGUCUUUAAUUUUGUGUGAUGUGUUUUAAGUGCUAUUCAUUUAAGUUAUUGAAAAUGAGAAUGAAAUGUUGAGCUUCUUCAAAAUUAACGCACUAUGCAAGCAUGUGUACUUUUUAUAUCUCUCAAAUUGAGUUCUUACAAUACCCCAUCCAGGUUGCUGUCUCAUGUAGCAGUCCUUUAACAUGCUGUUGGCAGUGCAGUGCGGAUUAAGCUGCUUCACAUUCCCUUGCAACUUCAGAUCAUGCCCAUUCAUAUUCCUUCUAGUAUUCCUUAUCCCAAAACAAUUCUAUUUUUCCUUAACCACUACUAUAGAGGCUUUACAUUAAAUUGCUGUUCCAUGGUAGAUAACUUUCUCAAAUUGUUAAAAGAAUAUGUACUUUGAAAACAAAUUAGUAUUUAUAUUGUAAAUAUAUGCAAAAACUAA
Galeopterus variegatus (Sunda flying lemur) is the source of this 4055-nucleotide messenger RNA. It is a transcript of the gene ATOSA, whose product is annotated as family with sequence similarity 214, member A. The transcript is spliced from 11 exons. Bases 247 to 3216 code for a protein of 989 amino acids. Lineage: Eukaryota; Metazoa; Chordata; Mammalia; Dermoptera; Cynocephalidae. The record is from RefSeq and is a predicted model, not a curated record.